AUGGCAGAGAAACCACUUUGGUAUCGUUGGGCAAGAGUUUAUUUUGCAGGUGGGUGUUUAGUUGGGUUAGGUGUGGUGCUAUACAAAACGAUCCGCCCAACAGACGAGGAACUUAUAUCGCGAUUUUCCCCAGAAAUUCGUGCGGAAUAUGAACGUAAUAAAGAAUUGAGGCAAAAAGAGCAACAGCGGUUGAUGGAAAUUGUCAAGAAAACUUCAGCAUCGACUGACCCCAUAUGGAAAACUGGACCCAUCGGCUCACCAUUAGAAAAAGACCAGCGAAACUUAAGCAUGCAAUUAGUGGAUCAAGAAUUGUUCCAUAAAACUAAAGAAGAGGAGAAACAGAAAGCCGAAAUUAACAAGAGUGUUGAAGAAAGCAAAGAAGUAGAAAGGUUGUUACGGGAAAACAAGAAUCAAAAGAGCUGGUGGAAGUUUUGGUAG
This is a messenger RNA of Lodderomyces elongisporus, 438 nucleotides long. RefSeq lists its product as uncharacterized. Gene Ontology annotation, cellular component: mitochondrial membrane. The coding region runs from base 1 to 438 and encodes 145 amino acids. The record is from RefSeq and is a predicted model, not a curated record. NCBI's taxonomy places the organism in Eukaryota, Fungi, Ascomycota, Pichiomycetes, Serinales, Debaryomycetaceae. Gene Ontology annotation, biological process: mitochondrial respiratory chain complex III assembly. The transcript has a single exon.